Messenger RNA from Rhododendron vialii, 1422 nucleotides. RefSeq lists its product as uncharacterized. NCBI's taxonomy places the organism in Eukaryota, Viridiplantae, Streptophyta, Magnoliopsida, Ericales, Ericaceae. Gene Ontology annotation, molecular function: nucleotide binding. The transcript is spliced from 3 exons. The coding region runs from base 19 to 1101 and encodes 360 amino acids. The record is from RefSeq and is a predicted model, not a curated record.
ACCACCCACAUCACCCCCAUGGCCGAAACCCCAAUUCGAUUCGGCAUCCUCGGCUGCGCCGACAUAGCCCGAAAACUAUCACGAGCCAUAACCCUCGCCCCCAACGCCGCCCUCCACGCCGUCGGCAGCAGAUCCCUCGACAAGGCCGCCAAAUUCGCCGCCGCCAACGGCUUCCCCCCCUCCGCCAGGAUCUACGGCAGCUACAACGCCGUCCUCGACGACCCCGACGUGGACGCCGUCUACGUCCCGCUCCCCACCAGCCUCCACGUCACGUGGGCGGUCUUGGCGGCGGAGAAGAAGAAGCACGUCCUCUUGGAGAAGCCCGUGGCGCUCAACGUGUCGGAGUUUGAUCGGAUUGUGGAGGCGUGUGAAUCCAAUGGGGUGCAGCUCAUGGACGCUACCAUGUGGAUGCAUCAUCCCAGGACUGUUAAGAUGAGCGAGUUUCUGUCCGAUUCGAAGCUGUUUGGCCAACUCAAAUCGAUACAGAGCUGCUUCUCAUUUGCUGCGGGCUCAGAUUUUCUCCAGAAUGACAUCCGAGUGAAGCCGGAUCUAGAUGCUCUUGGUGCUCUUGGCGAUGUUGGGUGGUACUGCAUCAGGUCCAUACUCUGGGCUGCCAAUUUCGAGCUGCCUAAAACAGUAACAGCUCUUCGGGGCGCUGUACUCAAUGAAGUGGGGGUAAUUCUGUCAUGUGGUGCUUCUUUGAAUUGGGAAGAUGGUAAAGUUGCAACCUUCCACUGCUCGUUCCUCUCCAAUUUGACCAUGGACGUGACCGCCAUUGGAACGAAGGGAACUUUGCAUCUUCGGGACUUUGUUAUUCCUUUUGAAGAGGAAAAGGCUUCGUUUUCUGCGGGGACGGAAUGUUGGUUCACGGAACUUGUGACUGGGUGGGUACCAAAGCCCAGUGAGCACACUGUCUUGACAGACCUACCCCAGGAAGCCUGCAUGGUGAGGGAGUUUUCUAGGUUGGUAGGGGGUAUAAAAGGAAACGGACUAAAACCAGAGAAGAAGUGGCCGACCCUAAGUAGGAAGACUCAGUUGAUUUUGGAUGCAGUGAAGGUAUCGAUCGAGAAGGGUUUUGAACCCAUUGAGGUUGUGGGUUAAUUCAGAGUCAGAGUCUCUCUACUUCUAAUACCUGGUAUUAUUCUGGAGCUGGAUUGCCGUUUAUUGCAUAUGUUCAGUUAGAUUGUAACUUUCCUCUGUUCUAAGCUUGAAUAUGGAAUUUGAGGGCCUUGUACUCUCUGUUCUAGGUUUCUCAAUUUAGGACCUACCGUGGGAUACUUCAAGCUUUGAUUGAUAAUAUCACGACAAUAAGCAGUUUAUGUGAUUGGGGACUAGAUGGGUUUUGUUAUUGUUAUUAUUGUAAGGAGUUUACGUGAUGUAGAAAAACCAGUAAUUAUUUCGUUUAAUCGGUUUCUGCCAAUA